GCGUUUUGAUUCUUGAAGGUUCAUGGUGAACUCUGGCGUUCUGGAUGGUUUAGUGGAUUGUACUAUAGCUUCGUUAUUGUUUAUAUUUGCUUUAUUUAAAAGUGCAUCGUUAAGAAAAUUUAAAGAUCAAUUUAAUAAAAAUUUAUCUUAAAGUGCAGUGAUAAUAUUUUGUUUUGUGGUGUUUUUCUUUUCUGUUGAAUAGAGUAAAAGAAGAAGCAUGUCUUUUAAAAGUGAUGAUUAAAUAAAAAAAGUUUUAAAUUUCCUCUUAUUAAUCGCUUCUAAAUGCUUUAGUUGAAGUGCUUGAAAGAAUUUCAUUGCAUAUAAGAAAGAAAAUGAUGAAGAUGUCGAUUUCGGUACUACGGUUAUCACAGUUUCGCGGAUGGGUUUGAUUUAGGUGAGCUAAAUGAAAAAGAAGGCGAACGAAAGUAAAAACAAAAUCAUCAGAAUCUGAGCACAAAAAUCAGUGGACCGUAAGGGAAAGAAAACAUAUCAAGAUAUAAGGAGGGAACAUACAGACUCCAACAUUGGAACCAUUUGACCAUGGCAGUGGUUGAUGAUGCUGGGAGACAGUCGACAUGGAAGGGAUGAGAUAACGAAGUCCCUUUGGUCGUUGUGUUUCGUGGCCAUGCUUGCAUGCAUCACCCUGCAGGAUGCAAGCCCACUAACGCCGAAGGAAGAGUCGGUCGGUAGUUUUCCUUGAAGUACCAACACCGCCGCCAACCCCCACCUCUCUCUUUCUCUCUCUCUCUCUCUCUCCUCCUUUCUCGGCCAACGACGACCAUCGCUGCCAGUAACCAACACCGAAAGUAUUAACUGCCUCAUCCUGUUCCUCCUCCUACUCUUCCUCCUCACUUCCGCUCUAAUCCCUUUUCCUCCGCCUCUUAUACUUCCUUAACACUCUCAUAACUCUCAAGGAAGGAAAUAUUUCCGAGCUGGGCAAGAUUGAUCAACAAAGUGUUCUUGGCGAGGUGGUUGGUUACAAAGAUGGACUUGAGGCUGAGGAGACUCCGGGGCCUCGUCGUGCUCGCCGUCUUAUUUACAGGUGCUUGUGGAAAUCCUGACGCGAAGAGGCUGUACGAUGACCUACUCUCUAAUUACAAUAAGCUCGUGCGGCCUGUCAUCAACGUCUCUGAUCCCCUCAUCGUCAAAAUCAAACUGAAGCUGUCACAGCUGAUUGAUGUGAAUUUGAAAAACCAAAUCAUGACGACCAAUUUGUGGGUGGAACAGUUUUGGUACGACUACAAACUACAAUGGGAACCGGAAGAGUACGGCGGCGUGCAGAUGCUUCACGUGCCCUCGGAUCAUAUAUGGAGACCUGAUAUCGUGCUUUACAACAACGCUGAUGGCAACUUCGAAGUCACCUUGGCCACCAAGGCGACCCUCCACUCGGACGGUCUGGUGGAGUGGAAGCCGCCGGCCAUUUACAAGUCUUCGUGCGAGAUCGACGUCGAGUUCUUUCCCUUCGACGAACAGACCUGCGUCAUGAAGUUCGGGUCUUGGACUUACGAUGGCUUUCAGGUGGACUUGAGGCACAUUGAAGAGGAGUCAGACACACCUGUAGUGGACAUAGGUGUGGAUUUAACUGAAUUCUACAUGUCUGUAGAGUGGGACAUUCUAGCAGUUCCUGCUAUUAGGAAUGAAAAGUAUUACACGUGUUGUGAUGAGCCAUAUUUGGACAUCACGUUCAACAUCACCAUGAGGCGGAAGACACUGUUUUACACUGUGAACCUCAUCAUCCCCUGCAUGGGGAUCUCCUUCCUCACCGUCCUCGUCUUCUACUUACCCUCGGAUUCCGGGGAGAAGGUUAGUUUGUCCAUCAGCAUCCUCCUCUCCCUGACUGUGUUCUUCUUGCUGUUAGCAGAAAUUAUUCCGCCCACGUCCCUCGUUGUUCCUUUAUUAGGGAAAUUUGUACUCUUCACCAUGAUAUUAGAUACAUUAAGCAUUUGUGUCACAGUGGUAGUUUUGAACGUUCAUUUCCGCUCACCUCAGACCCAUACAAUGGCUCCGUGGGUUAGAAGGGUCUUCAUUCAUAUUUUGCCUCGGCUGCUGGUCAUGCGCAGACCCCAGUACCAAAUGGAUAGACACCGCCUCUUCGCGAAAGCAAAGUCUGGAAUGCUGCGUUCCUGUAAUGGCGGUGAUGUCAGGGAUUCCUGUAACUACUAUCAAUCAGGAGCUUUCCAGGAAUCCAGAGAUAAUUCCUUCGCGAGUCAUCAAGAGCUUCGAGAUGCCAUACGCGAGGGUUUAAUGUAUAUGGAUAUGCCUGGUAGCCGCCCACGUUCUCCUCGUGGAGAAUAUUCCCCAAGUCGUGAUAUAGAUGCAUUAGGCAUCAAUGGUGGAUGCAAGAUCCACGGCCCUGCAGUUUUAGCGGAUGAUUUAGGAGUAGGUGUCGGCCUGAAUGGUAAUGUUGGAUCACCAGGAAGGGUUCCUGGUGAAAAUGGCUCUACACAGUACUGUCCAGAAGUCAUCAAGGCCUUUGAGGGUGUAAAGUUUAUUGCUGAGCAUACUCGCAGAGAAGAGGAGUCAGUGAGGGUGAAAGAAGACUGGAAAUAUGUUGCAAUGGUGCUGGAUAGAUUGUUUCUGUGGAUUUUCACUCUAGCUGUUUUAGUUGGUACAGCAGGCAUUAUCCUUCAGGCACCAACCCUGUAUGAUGACAGACUACCAAUUGAUGUGAAGCUCUCCGAGAUCAUAGCAGUUGGGAAAGAUGGAAUACCUCAGAGCAAAGCUGCCUCACAGAAUCAGCAAUGACCUGAGUGAUGCUGAACUGAAAGAUUAUGGUCUGAUGUGUGGUGCAGUAUAUGUAACAUAACAGUUGCUAACAGCCACUUCUAAAUAGCAAAUUCCUAACCAAAGUUUAUGAAACCAGCUAAUGCUCCUUACUACAAUUAUCAACCAAUUGAGGACCACAACCCCAUCACUCUUAGUACAAGGUAAAUUGUGGCUUCCCAGUAAAUAGUGCUAUUAAUGGUGUUCAUUAUAAAAGCUUGGUGGCUUGAUGCCAUAACAUCCAUAUGAUAGUUUAUGAAAGAUAAUCACAGAAUUAUACUUUGAUAUUUUAUCUUUGAAAGAAUUGAUGCUUGGAGCAGUGGAAAAUGAAGUGGUUGAAACAACUUGAACAUUAGUCAUAUGUUGCAAAGUGAGAUAAUGACUCCAUAAUAAAAUAUUUGGUUUGAAAUUGUUCAUUAUGGUUCUAUUUGUGAACAGGUUAAUAGACCACAACGAUAUAAAGCUCAAUGUUGGCAAUACUUUUAAAUGUAUUGCAGCAAAAUAGGUCUAACUGGGUUGGAAGUGUUUGGCAUUGCGCUGGCACUGGAAUUUCAAUCAUAUUGCUUUUAUAAUUUUGCUCUUGGGAAAUUGAAAUAGUUUUGCUCAACUGAUUCAACUUUGUAUAAAUCAGUAUGUGGUAAAGAUUUGUUAAAGAAAGGGAGUUGUAUUUUGUAAGGCUUUAUUACUGGCUGAAACAGAUAGUACUGUUUUGGAAAUCAUAAUGAAUUAUGUGUAAUGUACUGUUCACACUCGCUAGAUCUAUGGAAAUACAAAGGCCAUGUAAGGAAUGCUUGACCUUGUCCUAGCGUAUGAAUUUUUAUUCCUUAUGAAAUUUCAAAGCUCGGUAUGAGAAUGGAGAAAUUUCAUCUUUGGGUUUCGAAAGGAUUUCAGUUGACUCCACAUUGAAAAAAUGCUAUAAAAUGGAAAGGUCAAACAUUCAUUGCAUGGUAGUUGCCUUGCCUUGUGGAGUACAGUAUUUUUAUAGAAAUGUGUUCAUAUCAACCUUAUCAUCAAAAUACAGUAUAGUGCUUUUGAAAAGAAGCACAAUCCAUUAGUCAUAUACAGUAUAUAAUGUGGGAUAAAAGGCAUUCUAUACAUGUAGCUCAGCCUCAUUAAUCUUUUAAGAGAAAUGUGCGUUAUUUCAGAAAAUACUUGUGUAACCUUCCAUUUGUGGUAAAACCUUACUGAAUACAACAGUUCCCAGAAUUUGGAUACUCUUGAAAAGAUAUACUGAAAAUUGACAUUUCAAGUGGUAGUUUACCACAUUUGGUGAAUUUCACAUUUUUUCCUCUGUACUUUUGCAGUGUUAGCAGUUAAAAAUGUGCUUAAUGCAUGUUUUGUAUCAGCCUUCUCGCUAAAUUAACAAAAGAGUACAAGAAAAUACAAGCAGUGACUUUCAAGAUUUUGUCAUCACUUUUUCCUGGUGAAUAUAUUAUGGUAUGCUAUACUAUACUUUUUAGUUUUUCAUCUCUACAAUGUGUCACUAAAAGUUAGUAUUGUUUAUAAAAGAAGUGAAUAGCAUAUCGUGUAAGUAAUAUAUUAUUGUUAUUUUAAGGGUUUUAAAGUGCAGACAUUCAGGUUUUUAUUUGACUUAUGUUGAAAUUGAAUACCAUAUCAAGCUUAGUGAUUUACUCAUUCAUUAAAACUUUAUCAUUAAAACUUUAACAUAUUGAUUUCUUUAAGAUGUGUUCUUAGCUGCAAAUUCAUUAAGUUUAAAUGAAAAUUCACGAACGGAGUCCAGUUGCACAUUGGGUAGAUAAGUCAUGUUAUAGUUACCAGUCUUUUAUUUUUUAUCGUGUCUGGUAAAUACUGAGCAGUUAUGUAUUUGAAGUACCUUGAUAUCAUUAGUUACUUCAUUGCAGUAACAGUGACAAUGGGAGCCACCAGAAUGUGGAAAUGAGAACUAUAAUUACUUUUCUUUUAAGAUGCCAUUCCAGUAUUUUUAGCUCUAAAAAGUUAACAUCUUCAAUCUUUAUAACUGAGAUUGCUUUUCUUUAUUAUUUCUUUAUUUAUGCCAUCCUAAUUGCUCCAAAAUUAAAUAUGAAGGAUCUUCAUGUAAUUUUAAAAUGUUGGGUACAGCUGCAAAUGUUCACUGGAAAAUUAUCACACCAUGUUUUGACAAAUGUAGCCCCCAACUGUGGCAAGUCAGACCACUCGAAUGUAAAUUUUAAUAAUUUACUGUAGUAUAUAAAUACUGGGCAUUUGAACAUAUCUGUUCUACAAAUAAUAUAGAAAUUCUUCAUCACUAAUCAGAUUGUAUUCAUUACACCAUUGUUUUGACUCAAAACUGUUGUAAUGUUAUUUUAGUUAAUAUUCACUAUAUAUAUA
This is a messenger RNA of Macrobrachium nipponense, 5091 nucleotides long. Its product is annotated as acetylcholine receptor subunit alpha-like. The transcript has 14 exons. The record is from RefSeq and is a predicted model, not a curated record. Gene Ontology annotation, cellular component: neuron projection; postsynaptic membrane; synapse. Lineage: Eukaryota; Metazoa; Arthropoda; Malacostraca; Decapoda; Palaemonidae. Gene Ontology annotation, molecular function: transmembrane signaling receptor activity; acetylcholine-gated monoatomic cation-selective channel activity. Bases 985 to 2745 code for a protein of 586 amino acids. Gene Ontology annotation, biological process: regulation of membrane potential; signal transduction; nervous system process.